Parnassius mnemosyne (clouded apollo) is the source of this 447-nucleotide messenger RNA. The record is from the annotation of a GenBank genome assembly. NCBI's taxonomy places the organism in Eukaryota, Metazoa, Arthropoda, Insecta, Lepidoptera, Papilionidae.
AUGGCGUCUGGUGUAACAGUCUCGGACGCUUGCAAAACGACCUAUGAAGAGAUAAAGAAAGACAAGAAGCACCGCUACGUUGUCUUCUUCAUCCGUGAUGAGAAACAGAUCGACGUGGAAACGAUAGGGGAGAGGAACGCGGAAUACGACCAGUUCUUGGAGGACCUGCAGAAGGGCGGCACUGGCGAGUGCAGAUAUGGCCUAUACGAUUUCGAGUACACGCAUCAAUGUCAGGGCACGUCGGAGGCGAGCAAGAAACAGAAGCUGUUCCUCAUGUCAUGGUGCCCCGACACCGCCAAGGUCAAGAAGAAGAUGUUGUACUCUAGCUCCUUCGACGCGCUGAAAAAAUCGCUGGUCGGUGUACAGAAGUGCAUCCAAGCGACCGACCUCUCUGAGGCCUCGCAGGAAGCCGUCGAGGAGAAACUCCGCGCCACCGACCGCCAAUAA